Clarias gariepinus (North African catfish) is the source of this 1799-nucleotide messenger RNA. It is a transcript of the gene gstcd, whose product is annotated as glutathione S-transferase, C-terminal domain containing. The record is from RefSeq and is a predicted model, not a curated record. The coding region runs from base 1 to 867 and encodes 288 amino acids. The transcript has 10 exons. Lineage: Eukaryota; Metazoa; Chordata; Actinopteri; Siluriformes; Clariidae.
AUGACGUCUUGCAGGGUGUAUUAUCCUGCUGAAAGAGACCACUCCCCUGAAGGUGUCAAGCUCAGGAUCCGAACCUUUAACCCUGGAGGCGUGAGGCCACAGUGGUCACCAGAGCAUAACAUCGAGGCUGUCUUCUCCCCACACCCCUGUCCAUCCUGGACCCUGGACUGGGACAGUCUGCCUGCUGCUGUCAACCCCACCGAAGGUAAGAUGUCAGACGCUCGAGCCGUGCGCAAGCGGCAGCAGCUGAACAACCUGGUCGCCAUGGUGAAGGAGCUCGCUGGACCUGAUCACACUAUAGUGGACUUCUGUAGCGGAGGAGGCCAUGUUGGGAUUGUUUUGGCCCACACCCUUCCUCAGUGUCAGGUCAUCCUUAUCGAAAACAAAGAAGAGUCUUUGGUUAGAGCGAGAGACAGAAGCUCGCAGCUCGGACUUCACAACAUCAGCUUCAUCCAGGCGAACCUUGACUACUUCAUAGGGAACUUCCAAGUAGGGGUGGCUCUACACGCAUGCGGUGUGGCGACAGACAUGGUUCUAGAUCGCUGCGUUCAGGCCAAAGCCGGAUUCGUGAUCAGUCCAUGUUGUUAUGGCUUCAUCCAGAAUACGCUCAAGUUCAGCUUCCCUAGGAGUAAAAGAUUUGCAGACACGUUGACGUAUAAGGAGCACAUGAUCCUCUGCAGGUUCGCGGACCAGACGGCUGUCCAGCUUCCCACUGAGCGCCGCCUAAUCGGGAAACGCUGCAUGGGUUUGGUCGACUUGGACCGCAGUUGGGCUGCUGAGACUCACGGUUACUCGGUGAAGGUGAUGACCAUGGACCCCGAGAGCUGCUCCCCCAAGAACAACAUGCUAGUCGGGGUUCCAGCCUAGCAUCUCCAUUCAACGAACACGGGGUGUAGACUGGAGCCUUGAGGAACACCUCAGGAUUAGAUCUUUCAGAAACAAGUGAUAGCUCUGUAGAUGUCUAUAGAAUAUGAGGCUUCAUAGUGAAAUUUUAGAAAUAAAAUGAUUUAUUUUUGUUUGUUUUUUUAAAUGAUGCAGGAAUAGAUUUUUUCUCAGAAGGCUAAUCAAUAUGCAUGGACACGUUUAUUGUGUUUUUAAUUUCAUAACCGCAAUUUAACUGCAUUAAAUGUUGAGUGGAAUCCAGCUGUGCUGUUAUAAGGAAAUAAUCAGUGACUAAGUGCUGUGAUGCUUAUGUCAUUAUUUUCCACUGCAUGAAAAGAGGUGUAUCUGUACUAGGAAACUCCCGUAUACACCACUGAUUUUCGGAAGUACCACUGAGCGUAUACAUCAAAUUUCACCAAGCUACGAUACAUCCGGAUACCAGUUCGGAUGCAUCUUGCUGAGGAAUCCUUCCAUGGUACAGCCUUUGGUUGCCAUGGAAAAUAAUCCAUUUAAGGAUUUUGUCAGGCGAUAUUUACACCUCAAGCCCCAUUUGCAUUUAACACCUUUGGACAACUCUGCUCUUCCCUAUUGUUUUUUUUUUUAAUCUCAACAAUGAUUGGUUGUUUAAAAAAAAUUAAAUAAAUAAACACUUCCAAAUCCCUAACAUUUAUUGGGACAUUACCCAGCCACUACUUUUUAUUCAGCCCAACCCAAGCCCUCAUAACUUAGUGACUUGAUUGUUUUUUGGGCAGGUCUGUAGAUAGACCCUAGGGUUUAUCAUCACUGCCUGAUCAUGAAGUAAACUUAUUCUGUGUAGAAAGAGAGUCGUGUCAUUGAUUACAUUUAUAAUGCUUAUGUUAAACCCCAUACAUCGCAUGUAAAGAAACAACAUUCUUACCCAGUUUGUGGAUCGUAUU